Molecule: messenger RNA, 3651 nt
Organism: Meloidogyne enterolobii
Lineage: Eukaryota; Metazoa; Nematoda; Chromadorea; Rhabditida; Meloidogynidae
Source: the annotation of a GenBank genome assembly
UUUUUUUCUCGAAAAUUACUUUGUCAUUUGUUUUAUAUUUUUAUUUUAAAGAUUUUUCAGAUUUUAAAAAUUUCUAGAAAAAAUUUUUCAAUGGGAAAAGAUUCUUCAAAAGAUUCUUCAAAGGAAAAAGAUUUGCAAAAAUUAAUUGAUAAUUGGCUGGAAUGGGAUAAGAACGAUGACACUCGAAAUCGAGUUUCUAAACUUCUUGAUGGAGGAGAUACUGAAGCACUUAAAGCUUUGAUGAUUGGUGAACUUGCUUUUGGAAUAGGUGAGAAUACAAAAAUCGGACCAGGCUUCACUCAAUUAAAUGAACUAAAUGUUAUCCUUCUCUCCCAUGGAAUGGCUCAACAUUUAUUAAAAGAAAUGCCUAAUAAAAACAAGAAACUAAAAAUUGUGGUUGGAUUUAAUGGACGUCAAAAUAGUUUGAGAUUCGCUCAAUUGGCCUCCAAUGUAUUUAUCAAAAACGGAAUUCGUGUAACUUUGUUUUCUGAUUGUGUUCCAACACAUGUUGUUUCUUCUGCCGUUGUUGGAUUAAAUUGUGAUGCUGGUUUAAUGAUAACAGUCUCCCAAAACCCAGAAAAAUAUAAUGGCUUUACAGUUUAUUGGAAUAAUGGAGCCCAAAUACUCAAACCUAUGGAAAGAGAAAUUUGUCUUCUUUCCAAGGAACAACCCAAAGAAGACUAUUGGAACACUACAACUCUUUCUACAAACAAUUUAUUUUCUGUUGUUGCUGAUUCUAUUCUGGAUAAAUAUUUUGCUGCUGAGUCUUCUGCUUGUUGUUUUUAUAGAGAAUUAAAUGCAAAAACUUCACUUAAAUUUACUUAUUCUUCCUUUAAUGAUGAUGGUUUUAAAUUUGCUCAACGAAUGUUUAAAGAAUUUGGAUUUCCAGAAGAUGCUUUUUCUUGUGUGAAGGAACAAGCCGAACCCGAUCCAGACGGCUCCUCUCCUGAUGUUCUCAAACUUUGUUAUCAAAAAGCGGAGGAAACUGAUGCUACUUUAAUUUUGGCUAAUGAUCAAAAUGCCAAUAGGCUUCAAAUUGCUGAAAGACAACAAGACGUCAGUUGGUAUUUAUUUGAUGGGAAUGAAAUGGGUACUUUAUUAACAUGGUGGAUUUGGACGCAAUGGAAACAAAGAAAUCCAAAUUUAUCUGGAGAAGAUUUUUAUGUUAUCAAUGGGUCGUUUUCUUCUCAUAUAGUUGCUAAAAUGGCUAAAAUGGAAGGCUUCAAAAACGAUAUUUCUUUGGCUGGUUUCAAAUAUUUUGGAAAUAAGGCACUUGAACUUCGAACGAAAGGAAAAUUGGUUAUUCUUGCUUGGGAAGAAUCUAUAGGGUUUGCAACAGGAACAACUCUUGAUAAGAACGAAACAAGUGUAGCAGCAGUUUUUACAGAAAUGGCCAAUUAUUUAUCUUCUCAAAAAUUAAAUAUGAAACAACAAUUAUUUAAUAUUUACAAUAAAUAUGGCCUCUAUUUGAUUACAGAAUAUAUUCAUGAUUAUAAUGUGAAAUCUGGAAAAAGAAUUAAUGUUGGGGGUCACUUAUACUCCUUUUAUAUGAAGAAAUCAACAAAAUUUACAAAAUCAACAAAAUUUACAUGGUUUUGUGUACUACGCAACAACCCGAAGAUUAAAUGUAAUGGCACAAUCCACACAUACAUAAAAGACAAAACAAAAAAUAUCAUAAUUAUGGGUACAGAACACAAUGCUGCUUGUAUUUCCCAAAAAAAUUCAACACAAUUUGCUUUGAACAACACGUUGUCACCACAACAACAUUUGUCUUCAAAUAUUUCUGAAAAUGAUGUUUAUGAUCUAGAAAAAGAAGAAACACCACCUGAAGAAAUUCUAAAAUCUCCUCUUUCAACUAAUAAUUAUGAAAAUGUUGUAGUGUGGGGACGUGGUCUUUUGUCUGUUGGAACGGGUGCUAAUGAGGAGCUUGGUGUAUAUGUGGAUAAUUGUGAGGAUGAGGUUAUUGUUAGUGUUGAAAAAGAUGAUGACCUGCUCAUCCCUGUUUCUCGACAAGAUUUUGAACAGAGACCGUCAGCAGUUUCACAACCUUUUACUGCUAUACAUCCUCGACAAUCUUUCGUUUUUACUCCGAGUACAAGCGGGAAGUAUGAGGUUUCUGUCAAAAGCGCUGCAAGCAAUGUACAUUUGGGAAGCAGUCCUUACAAUAUUGUGGUUGGCCCAAAGAACAUUUCAAGUAUUCGAGCUGUCGGUCCCGGAUUGGUUGGAGGUGUUGCUGAUGAAAUGGCUGUCUUUUAUGUUGACAUACAUGGAAGAGGAAAUUGUUUAGAAUUUUCAAUCGAAGGACCCAGCGAACCGGAGAUUAUUUGCUCUGACGAUAAUGAAGGAACGGCGUUGGUUGAAUACACACCUCAUGUUCCGGGGUGUUACACAAUCAACAUCACCGAACAUGACACAAAUUCACACAUAAAAGAUUCUCCUUUUGUUCUUUGGAUUGAACCAUCAAAUCUACUUCCUUUUAAAAACGUUGACCGCCCAAUUCGAAUACCAUCAUUUGAAAGCAACGAAGGACAAGUCGGCAAACAAUUUAAUUUUAAAAUUCCAAAGGAAAUUGAAGCUGACACAUUCUACGUUGAAAUUUACGACCCAAAUUUACAAAAAGUCGAUUUUGAUUGUGAAAAUAAACCUGAAGGAAAUUUUUACAGUUUUGUGCCGCAAAAGGAAGGAAAGCACUUGAUUAGUGUUGUCGCCGAUAAACUGGCAGUUGAGGGAUGGCCUUUUGUUAUUUUUGUUGAUGGCCCUUUUGAUCCAAAUAAAAUUUGUCUUAGCGGUCCAGCAUUGAGUCCAACUAUUCAAAUACGUCAAAAAACAAAUUUUUUAAUUGAUUUUGACAAUAUUCCAAAACCAAAGCGUGUCCAGGUUACUGUGGUUGGACCUGAAGGGGAAGAAGUUCCUGUAGAGGUUGACUUGAAAACUUCGUCUAUCUACAAUGCCCGCUAUGAACCAAUGAAUCCUGGCGUCCAUAAAAUUUAUUUGACUGUGAAUGACCAGCAAAUAUUUGAAAUUCCUGUGAAUGCUGUUGAAUAUGAUACAGAAGAAAUAUUGGAAGAACAGAAUGUUGGAGCUAGAGUUGCAAGUGAAAUACGAAAGCCAGUUAUUGGUCUUUCAACAGCAUUUGUGUUUACUGCCCCAAAUCAACACAUCUCUGAUCUAUCUGUUCAUGUACACGGGCCAAGCGGCGACUUGAAACAUGAUGUAAAGAUGGAACAACUUGAAAAAGAAAAAUUCCGAGUCAGCUUUGUCCCGCAUCAAAGUGGUCCGCACACAAUUGAAUUGAGAGAUAAAAAUGGAGAAAUUUAUGAUUUUAAUUUCGAAGUCUUAUGUUCAAAUGAGAAUGAAGACUAUGUUUCCGAAUAUUCGAUGAGUGAAGAUGAAGAAAAUGAAGAUGUUUCUAUCCAACAACAAAGUUUACUAACCUUCGCUCUUUCACCAGCUAAAGCUUCGAAGAAGACCACUAAAUUAACAUUAAAAGAAGAAAAUUCAAUAAUUGAGAAGCUUAAAAAAAGAACAGGUUUAUUAACAGAACAAAUUUCUGACUUGCAAAAACAUCAAUAUGAAAUAGAAAAUUCUAAAAAUAAACGACAAAAGGAGGUAAAUAUUUUUUUUCUAACUGUAAUUUCGUUUUUAAGAUGA